UACGUUUUUCUUGCUUGAGUUGAGGCGUAAACGAUCCUCUGCGUGUCGACUGCGAGGACUGCGAAUCUCGACCGCAGUGAUAAGAGAAGCCGAUUCUUAUUUUCGAAUUAUUAAAUUCGCUUCCUGAUUGACAGUAGUAUAUCAAUAAGCAGAAGUACACAUUCCCAACUUGGAACCAUGUACGAACCACUGGAAACCAACAAGGGAAACCUGCUGACCAAAUAUCUCCGGAUAUUGGCGGUGGUCGCUGCGUAUUGGGUCGUUUCCAUUCUGACCGUUUUUGUGAACAAAGCACUGUUAAGUGGCCUGGACCUGGACGCUCCCUUGUUCGUAACAUGGUUUCAGGUAUUGACCUCGUCGAGCAUUUGCUUCGUGAUGAGCGCGCUUAGCCGGAGGUAUCCGAGAGUUUUUAACGUUCCAACGGGGAAUCCGUUGGAUAGGGAUGUUUUACGGAAAGUAUUACCGUUGUCGCUGCUAUUCACGGCAAUGAUUGCAACGAACAAUCUUUGCUUGAAAUAUGUAGGGGUGGCUUUCUACUACGUAGGUCGUUCUUUGACCACGGUGUUCAACGUCGUGUUAACUUACCUGCUAUUGGGACAGAAGACCAGUGGAAAAGCGGUGCUCUGCUGUAUGCUGAUUGUAAUCGGAUUUUGGAUCGGAGUCGAUCAGGAAAGCUUGACGGAAUCUUUCUCACUCAUCGGAACGAUUUUUGGAGUGCUGGGCUCGUUGAGUCUAUCCCUGUACUCUAUCUACACGAAGCGCACCUUACAGUUUGUCAAUCAGGAAGUGUGGCUGCUGAGCUAUUAUAACAACGUUUACUCUGCGGUUAUCUUCAUCCCGCUGAUGUUAAUCAACGGAGAAUUCCGGGUAGUCAUGGAUUAUGAACAUCUGGCCGAACCGUGGUUUUGGGGCGUGAUGACUGUCGGAGGUCUUUGCGGAUUUGCCAUCGGAUUCGUAACAGCUCUGCAGAUCAAGGUGACGUCUCCUCUGACUCACAACAUUUCCGGAACGGCAAAGGCUUGUGCGCAAACCGUACUGGCCACCACCUGGUUCAGCGAAGUCAAAUCGUUCCUCUGGUGGACUUCCAACCUAGUGGUGCUAAUUGGCAGUGCUCUGUACACUCGGGUGAAGCAACUCGAAAUGGACCAACGGCAUCGACAACAGAUCAAUAGUCAAAAAGUUUAAUAUAACUCUAUCGAUUCCUUAUAUUUUAAUUCUAAUAAUCUAUAUUGUGAUCACAUAAAUUUAUAUGUUCCACUGUAAA
This is a messenger RNA of Aedes aegypti (yellow fever mosquito), 1264 nucleotides long. It is a transcript of the gene nac, whose product is annotated as GDP-fucose transporter 1. Lineage: Eukaryota; Metazoa; Arthropoda; Insecta; Diptera; Culicidae. The record is from RefSeq and is a predicted model, not a curated record. Bases 178 to 1185 code for a protein of 335 amino acids. The transcript is spliced from 2 exons. Gene Ontology annotation, biological process: protein O-linked glycosylation via fucose; GDP-fucose import into Golgi lumen. Gene Ontology annotation, molecular function: antiporter activity. Gene Ontology annotation, cellular component: Golgi apparatus.